GUCCUUUUCUCUAUUGCUGCUUGAACUUGAUAUGAUUUUCUUCUUCCCCUUUGUGCUGUUUUGUUGAUACAGUUUUACAAGUGGUUUGCCGAUCUUGAAGCAGCCAUGAAAUCAGAGACUGAAGAAAAAUAUCAGCAUUAUGUCAACACCUUAACAGAGCAGAUUCAGACCUGUGAUAGUAUACUUCAGCAGGUGGAUGAAACACUUGACUUAUUCAAUGAGCUGCAAUUGCAGCAUCAAGCAGUGGCAACAAAGACUAAAACUCUUCAUGAUGCGUGUGAUAGACUGCUUUUGGAGAAGCAGAAAUUAAUUGAGUUUGCAGAAUCACUUCACAAUAAGCUCAAUUACUUUGAUGAAUUGGAGAAUGUUGCGACCACUUUUUAUUCUCCUAGCAUGAGCGUUGGGAGUACAAAUUUUCUUCCAUUGCUUAAAAGACUUGAUGAGUGCAUAUCAUAUGUCGAGAGUAACCCACAAUAUGCCGAGUGCAGCAUUUAUUUGGUCAAGUUUCGACAACUUCAG
Capsicum annuum is the source of this 519-nucleotide messenger RNA. Its product is annotated as conserved oligomeric Golgi complex subunit 3. The transcript is spliced from 6 exons. Gene Ontology annotation, cellular component: cis-Golgi network; membrane; COG complex. Gene Ontology annotation, biological process: intra-Golgi vesicle-mediated transport; Golgi organization; intracellular protein transport. Lineage: Eukaryota; Viridiplantae; Streptophyta; Magnoliopsida; Solanales; Solanaceae. The record is from RefSeq and is a predicted model, not a curated record. The annotation marks the transcript as partial.